Molecule: messenger RNA, 5238 nt
Organism: Dromiciops gliroides (monito del monte)
Lineage: Eukaryota; Metazoa; Chordata; Mammalia; Microbiotheria; Microbiotheriidae
Product: phospholipid-transporting ATPase ABCA3-like
Exons: 33
Coding region: 1-5238 (1745 amino acids)
Biological process (GO): lipid transport; transmembrane transport
Cellular component (GO): membrane; intracellular membrane-bounded organelle
Molecular function (GO): lipid carrier activity; ATP hydrolysis activity; ATP binding
Source: RefSeq, a predicted model, not a curated record
AUGACAGUGUGUAAGCUGUUUAAACUUCUUCUCUGGAAAAAUUAUAUCUUAAAGAAGCGCAUGUUUUUAUCAAGCCUCUUAGAAAUCAUAUUGCCAUUGCUGUUUUCUGGAGUUUUAAUUUCACUUCGUUUGAAGAACAAACCAGUACAUAAGGAAUCUGUAAGAUACGGACCUUUAUACAUUGAUGAGCUUCCCGAAAUAUUGAGUACCAAUUUUCCAUCAGAUUUCUUGUCUAUAUUUUAUAUGCCUCCUGAGAGUGAUGUUGUGAAGAAUAUUGCUGAGAAAGUGGCAGAGUCCUUCCAGUUUGGUUUAAGAGUUAAUGAAUAUACCAAAGAUAAUUUUGCUGAAGCAGGCUUCCCAUACAUGAUGCUUUCUUUAGUUGUUUUUAAUCAUAUGUUCAGAAACAGAAGUGAAAAGCUGCCACUUAAGGUUGACUAUGACCUACGCUUCCCCUUCCGCCAAAAGUUUUUUCGUUAUGAUGAGAUAGAGGGCACAGGACAAGUUGUGGAUGGAUGGAAUACACACCUUCUUCUUCCACUUUAUGCAAUGUCAGGAUCCAGACAUCCUUCUGCUACUGAUGGAGGAGUGCCUGGAUAUUUCCGAGAAGGGUUUCUGUCUCUGCAACAUGCUUUCAACAGAGAAAUCAUGCAUUAUCAUAUGAAUGACUCUAUGAUUCAGCUGUAUGAGAAUAUCACCGUUGUAAUGAAGAGGUUCCCGUUUCCAUCUUUUGUUCAGGACCCAUUCGUUUCAGUCUUAGAGAACAAUUUUUCCUUGUUGCUCAUGCUAAGCUUCCUUUGCACCUCAGUCUUCAUCAUCCGUGCCAUUGUUCAGGAAAAAGAAAGAAAACUGAAGGAGUAUAUGCGCAUCAUGGGACUUAACAACUGGCUGCAUUGGAGUGCAUGGUUCUCCUUGUACUUGCUUCUCUUCAUUUUUAUUAUCUCAGUUAUGAUUAUAAUCUUCUCUCUGAAGGUGCGUUAUAAUGUGUCAGUGCUUACAAAAAGUGACCCAACUUUGGUGUUUUUCUUUCUGUUAUGUUUUGCCGUUGCCACCAUCUCCUUCAGCUUUAUGAUUAGUGUGUUCUUCAGUAAAGCUAACCUAGCAGUCGCCACAGGAGGUAUUCUCUAUUUCUUCUCCUAUCUUCCAUUCUUCUACAUCAGUUUUAACAUCUUCAGCAUGACUCAUUAUAUGAAACUACUCUUCUGUCUCUUUUCAAAUGUUGCCAUGGCCUUGGGAGUACUGUUUAUGAUCAAACUUGAAGGAAAAGGGUCAGGUAUUCAAUGGAAACAUGUGUUGAGGAUUUCCUUGUCUGAGAAAUUUGGCUUUGGAGAGGUGCUAAUAAUGCUGCUAAUUGACAGUGUCUUAUAUGGCUUGGUAACCUGGUAUGUGGAGGCUGUCUUUCCAGGGAAAUAUGGUAUACCUCAGCCUUGGUACUUCUUCAUUAUGCCCUCCUAUUGGUCUGGAAAGCCAAGGCAUGAUCCAAAGAAGAAAGAGCUGGAGAAUGAGUGUAAUAAGCUUCGGAAAAACCCUUUUAUUCAGGAUGAACCUAAAGACUUGUUUGCAGGAGUAAAAAUUUGUAAUCUGUCAAAGAUAUUUAAGUCAAGGAGUGCCAUUAAAUAUGCAGUAAGAAACCUGUCACUGAACAUGUAUGAGGGGCAGAUCACUGUGCUUCUUGGACAUAAUGGAGCUGGGAAGACCACUACCCUGUCCAUACUGACAGGUCUUCUCCCUGCUACAAGUGGAGAGGCAUGGCUCAGUGGGUAUGAGGUUUCACAGGACAUACAUGAGAUCCGGAAAAGUCUGGGCUUAUGCCCACAACAUGACAUCUUGUUUGAUUACUUGACAGUUGCUGAACACCUUUCCUUCUAUGUUCAGUUGAAAGGAAUAAGUGAUAAAGACUGCUCUAAUGAAAUCAAUUAUAUCUUGAAUAUUCUUGACCUGGAGAAUAAGCGCAACACGAUUUCAAAGUCCCUGAGUGGAGGGAUGAAGCGCAAGGUCUCCAUUGGCAUCGCACUCAUAGGAGGAUCUAAGGUGGUGAUGCUGGAUGAGCCAACAUCAGGCAUGGAUCCAGUCUCACGGAGAAGUAUAUGGGACCUCCUUCAAAAUCAGAAAAGUAACCGCACAAUUCUAUUGACUACCCACUUUAUGGAUGAAGCUGAUCUUCUGGGAGACCGCAUUGCCAUCAUGGCCAAGGGGGAACUGCAGUGCUGUGGUUCUUCACUUUUCCUCAAACAAAAAUAUGGUGCAGGAUACCAUAUGGUGAUGGUGAAGGACCAUCACUGUAACCUACAUGAAAUUGAAAAUCUGAUUUAUGGACAUAUACCGAAUGCCUCUUUGGAAAGCAAUAUGGGAGCUGAGUUAUCAUUUAUCCUGCCCAAAGAAAAUGUACACAGGUUUGAAGCUUUGUUCGAAGAACUGGAAGAGAGACAACAAGAGUUGGGUAUCUCUAGCUUUGGGGCUUCUGUUACCACUAUGGAAGAAGUCUUCCUUAGGGUUAGCAAACAGGUCGAUUCCAGCAUGGAUCUUCAGGCCAUCCACCUCCCUUCUAUAGCAGAAAUGCCCAGUCUCAAAUCAAAGAAGAAAAUGGAUCUCACUACCUACUCCAAGGACAGUAAAUUAAGUGUGCAGUACAACUCUUACAUAAGACUCUCACAGUUCAUGCUUCAUUGCCAGAAAAUCUACGCCAUGUUUAUUAAGAAGGUAUUAUUCACUUGGCGCAACUGGAAGAUGACAUUAGCACAGGCAGUUGUUCCUCUGCUUUGUGUCAUGUUCAGUAUCGAGGUCUUUCGAAGGAAUUUAAGGUUGGAGAAAACCCCCAAGCUACUUCUGACUUUGAACAAGUAUGGCCGUACAACUGUGCCUUUCUUCAUCUCUAAGACUUCUAGGCUGCCGACAAAAUUCUCAGAUCACUUAUCAAAGACUAUUAAAGCUGAGGGACACAUACCACUGGAAGUUAUGGGAAGGGUCCCUGCUUCCUUGCUAUCACAAGCAUUAGUGCUCCUCUAUGCUCUAGACUUGUGUCCAGGGCUCCUGCUCCCUUGUGAGGAACACAAGUGCUCCUCUCUGUCCUGGAACUGUGACCCAGAACCGGAUCCUAUAGAAGAUUUCCUGCUAUUGAAAGCAGUAGAGGAAUGUGAUACCUUCGAUGAACAGUUUAUUAUGGCAAUGUCCUUGCAAGAUGUGGAGAAUCAAACAGUCAUCACUACUCUAUUCAAUAACCAGGCUUACCAUAGUGCUCCCAUGGCCUUGUCAAUGGUGGAUAAUAUUCUCUACAAGUGGUUUUUUGGCUCUGGGGCUUCCAUUACAGUCACCAACAACCCUCAGCCAAGGAAACUGAGAAGGACUAGUCAGACAGCUGAAGAACAAGGAGAGAAGGGCUUUAAGGGAUAUCUUAUUUCCAUUUCCUUGAUUUUUGGAAUGUCAUUCAUGGUCAGUUCAUUUGCUAUUCUGGCAAUCAGUGAACGAGUCUUAAGGUCGAAACAUAUUCAGUUUAUCAGUGGAAUCUCUAAAACUCAUUACUGGUUUGCUUCCCUAUUGUGGGAUUUAACCAUCAUCUUCAUUAACGGCUUGCUACUACUGGUCUUAAUGAAAGUCAUGGAUGAAAAAGCUUACAUCCAUAGAGCUACCAUAAUUACAUUAAUGUUGCAUGGCUGGUCUGUCAUACCUUGCAUGUACCUGUUGAGCUUCUUCUUCUCUGGUGCUGCUUCUGGGUGUGCCAAGCUCAUAAUUCUGAACAUCGUUUCAGGCAUUAUUCCAUUCAUCUUUUCUAGCUUCGCAGUUACAAAAGGAAUAAGGUUUCAAAAUUUUAACCUAACUGUAGAUACGCUAUUCCAGUUACUACCAAAUUAUGACCUAGCAAUGGCUUUCUCCAAUUUGUAUUAUAACUAUAGAUUCAAAGAGUUUUGUAAAGUUUUUGAAAUUCCACGGAAUCAGUGCCAAAAAUUUAGCCGUGGUUUGAUAAUUCAAGAGAAUAUCUACGCAUGGCAGCCUCUUGGGAUUGGAAAGUAUUUGAACGCCAUGGCUAUAACUGGCUUUAUUUUUUUCCUCCUGCUUUUCUUCAUUGAGAGCAACUUCUUCUGGAAACUGAAAAUCUCUUUCCGUAAGAUCUUUGGGAGAGAGAAAUUGGUGAGUGGUAUAUCCCCCACCAGAAAUUGGUCUCCAGUACAUACUGAGCCAUCUCUGAUUUUCAAAGACGAGGAUGUGGAAAAUGAGAGAGAGAGAAUUCUGACCUCACUUCAAGAACUGUUGCAGGACACCCCUCUAGUCGCUAAAGAACUCACCAAGGUAUAUAGCCAUAGGAAGAAAACUAUCCUUGCUGUGAAUAGAAUCUCCUUUACAGUCCAGAAAGGAGAGUGUUUUGGGCUGCUGGGCUUCAAUGGAGCUGGGAAAACCUCCACCUUCAAAAUGCUGACCAGGGAAAACAUGAUCACAUCUGGAGAUGCCUUUAUCAAUGGAAAGAGCAUCCUCAGUAAUCUCAAUACGUUGCAGGGACAAAUCAGCUACUGUCCUCAGUUUGAUGCCCUGCUGGACCACAUGACAGGACGGGAAACUUUAACCAUGUAUGCCCGGAUAUGGGGCAUUCCCCAGCACCAAAUCAAAUCCCAUGUGAAUAAUAUAAUAUUCAAGCUGCUCCUGGAUUCCCAUGCAGACAAACUUGUCAGAAACUACAGUGGUGGCAACAAGCGUAAGCUGAGUACUGGUAUUGCCCUUUUGGGAAAUCCCUCAAUUGUCUUCCUGGAUGAGCCAUCCACUGGUAUGGAUCCUGUGGCUCGACGCCUGCUCUGGAAUGCAGUGACUGAGACCCUUAAGACUGGCAAGGCCAUCAUCAUUACCUCCCACAGCAUGGAAGAGUGUGAAGCGCUGUGCACCAGACUGGCCAUCAUGUUGAAUGGACAUUUCAAGUGUCUGGGCAGCCCACAGCACCUCAAGAGCAAAUACGGGAGUGGCUACACCCUACUGGCUAAAAUUAAAAGCCACGUCAUUGAGGAAGAAAAGAUGGAAGUUGAGAAAUUCAAAACCUUUGUGAAAGAGACCUUCCCAGGCAGUAUCCUUGAGGAGGAGCACCAAGGGAUGGUCCAUUACCACUUGCCCAAAGAGAACCUCAAAUGGUCAAAGGUGUUUGGUAUCUUGGAAGAAGUCAAAGAGGAGUAUAAAUUGGAGGACUAUUCCAUAAGUCAAGUCUCACUGGAACAAGUCUUCUUGAGCUUUGCCCAUUUGCAAAAGACGUUGAAAGAAGACUGA